Messenger RNA from Populus nigra (black poplar), 1794 nucleotides. RefSeq lists its product as uncharacterized. NCBI's taxonomy places the organism in Eukaryota, Viridiplantae, Streptophyta, Magnoliopsida, Malpighiales, Salicaceae. The transcript is spliced from 3 exons. The record is from RefSeq and is a predicted model, not a curated record. The coding region runs from base 1 to 1794 and encodes 597 amino acids.
AUGGAUAUUGCCCCAAAUAGAUCAAGUCUGCAAGCCAUGGAAAAAGGCAAUAAGGAGUCUGUGAGAGAAUAUGCCCAAAGGUGGCGUGAAUUAACCGCGCAAGUAAAUCCUCCAUUGUUGGAAAGGGAGAUGACUGGUUUAUUUUCCAACACUUUUAAAGCCCUAUACUUUAAAUACUUGGUAGGUAGUGCUGCACAGAAUUUCUCUGAUUUGGUUGUCAUAGCUGAAAGAAUCGAACAAGUUGUUCGGACGGGUAGGAUCAUGGAUCCUAUUGAAAAAAGAGGUUUUGUUGGAAAAAGAAAAGAAGUAGAAAUUCACAAUGUCGAAAGGGAAAGUAGAGGAAAGAAAACCUACCAAGAUAAUUACAGUUUCAAAACCAUUACACCUACCCCCUCCAUAUCCAACAUAAAAUUCACCUCACCUACAAACACCAAGAAUAACCUAUCAAAUAACCAAACCAACAAUACCUACCGCCCAAGAAGAAAUUUUCCAAUAGACCAAAUAGAACUUCCACCACUAUCUAUACCUCUUACAGAGAUGUAUCAGAGGUUGCUCAGUAUUGGCCAAGUAGCAUCUAUUCCUUUAACUCUUUUACAACCACCAUUUCCCCAAUGGUAUAAACCUGAUAAAAAAUGUGAAUACCAUGCGGGUCUCGUGGGACACAAUAUUGAUGGAUGUUUUGCAUUCAAAAGAAGAAUCCUUCAACUCAUCAAAGCUGGGUGGAUUUCUUUUGAUGAAUCUCCAAAUGUUAAUUCAAACCCUCUACCAAACCAUACUUCUGGAAGUGGAGGAGUUAAUAGCCUGGAGAUAGAAAUGGGAAGUAAAGCAACGUUAAGGGUGACUAUGGAUAGAUUAUAUGGGAUGUUGAGGCAAACUAAUUAUCUGAAGACACCGGUCAGAAUACAAGCUGUAGGGGAUGCUAAUGAAUAUUGUAAAUAUCAUCAGCAGUUUGGGCAUGAUAUUGACUCGUGUGAGGAGUUUCAUUUUAAGGUAGAAAAUAUGAUGACAUUGGAAAUAUUAAGAUUGAUGAAACCCAAAGAAGAUGAGUUAGUAGGAACAAUGACUGGUUUUAACAAGAAAGUGGAAGUUUGUAGAUAUAUACCAACUGAAAGAGGUCCGCCAAAAAUGAUCCUAGCCAAACCUAUGAAUACUGUUAGUGGAAACUAUAAUGCCCAACCCUAUAAUUAUGGUUAUUCCUUUCACACCACAAGUCCUGCCCCUGUUUUCCAUGCCGAAAUAGGAGGACUCACUCGGAGUGGAAGAUGUUUUACUCCUGAAGAGUUGGAAAACCAUAGAAAGGCCAAAGGAAAGAAUAUGGUGGAAUUGGCAAAGACAAAUGAGGUUAAUAAGCCAGUAAGUGAUGAAGAGGCUAAUGAAUUUCUGAAAUUGAUGAGGAACGCACUUCAGAAGGUUCUUAAUGAAGCAUAUGUUCCUCAGGAUAUCACACAAGACUCCAUAGAACAUUUGGUGCUUAUAGAUAAUGGCUCUACUCUCAAUGUAUUUCCAAGGCAUGUACUUGAUAAAAUGCCAGUUAAUGCCUCUCACAUGAAGCCAAGUACCAUGACUGCUAGGGCAUACGAUGGGUCACCUAGACCAAUCAUUGGAAGUAUUGAUGUUGAACUAAUCAUUGGCCCCCAACCAUUCCAAGUCACAUUACAAGUAAUGGAUAUUCAUCCAUCAUACAACAUUUUACUAGGGAGACCUUGGAUCCAUGCAGCCCGAGUUGUCGCAUCUUCUUUACAUCAACAGGUCAAGUUCAUCAUCAAUGGGAAUUUGGUGACUGUGAGAGCUUAA